CGCAACACACGCUCGCGCGCGACCUGUCACCACCGAUGACAGCCCCGUACUGAAACUCAAACGUAAAUCUCGAUUCGCAAAUACGAUUUUAUUCAAAAAUGGAACGGAUGGCUUUUAAUCGCUAUUGCGUCGACCUUACCUGACAUUUAUUUUUGGCCAGUUCCGUAAUAAAAUUGUUCAAAUAUUAUUGUUUAUUUUAAACUAUAUUUUAUGUAUUGGAUGUUUUAGUGUAUGGAAAGGAUUGAAGUGACAUUUUUUUUCACAUAUAAACAUUGUGUUAGUGUGUUCCGAAUUCAGUGCUAAAUACUUUGUAAGGUCUACGUAAUUUUGUUUGAUCAGUUAUGUGGUUACAAGGGCGUGAAAUUUGACUCGUUAGAAGUGUGAACUGAAAACGUGUGUUGCUGAAUUUUAAUAAUAUUUAUUUGUUGGGAAUAAUUUUAAACUGUAAUAAUACCUGUGGUGUAAAUAAAAUAUUACUGGGACGUUUACUUUGAAAGGGUACUAAAACGUGGCUGGCAAGUUGGGCCCGGCGCGCCAAUGAUGCCAACUGUAGGGGCCCCAGGGGACGCCAAUCAGAGCGUGCCACUGAUACAUCCGCCUUGCCAUCAUGUUCACGAGGUUCGAUCAAGGCAAAUCAACGAAAGGCGCUUCCAAACUCCGGCGCGACCUCAUCAACGCAGAGAUUGCCAACCUUCGUGACCUCCUGCCUCUACCUCCUUCGACGCGACAACGUCUCUCGCAACUGCAACUUAUGGCCCUCGUGUGUGUCUACGUCAGGAAAUCGAAUUAUUUUCAACAAGUUUUCAAACGCUUUGAGAUCAACCAACAGCCAUCCACUACCCCUAACUUCGGAUUCUCUAAGGCCCUGAACGGUUUCCUAAUGAUGAUGACGCAGAAUGGAAAACUCCUGUACAUAUCAGACAACGCUGCGGAAUAUCUAGGUCAUUCAAUGGAGGAUCUGCUCAUUCACGGAGAUAGCGUAUACGACGUGAUAGAUAAGCAAGACCAGCAAACCGUCAGGUCUGAGCUGUCAAGAGCACCGACUGACGGGGAAGACAGGGUCUUCUUAUGCCGGAUGAACGUUGCCAGGAACGCAAGGCGGCAGAUGCGGUUUGGUGAUCAGAAGGUGGUGCUAGUCCGAGGCCACUACGUCUCAUACCUGCCUCUCUGCAGUCGCAACGAGCCGGUAUUCCUCGCCGCCUGCACCCCCUUAGCCAUGCCCGAGACGCGAGAGUGUGUCGUGCAUGGCGCCACUAAUGUGUUCACGACAGUGCAUGCCAUGGACAUGAAAAUACUGCAUAUCGAUGUUAAUAGCGAGUGGCACUUGGGCUGGGAGAGGAGUGCUCUUCACGGCGUCAGCUGGUACCACCUGCUUCACCCUGACUGCUGCAAGGAGGCGCAGAAUAAACACCGACUAAUAACGCAGUCAGAACAAGAACGGUCGUGCAUCGCGUUACUCCGGCUUCAACGACGCUGCGGGCAGUUCCUCUGGGUGCACGCAGUUCUGCAGCUUAAGGACAACCUGGAGAACUCGCAGCGACCCGUCAUUGUGUGCACCAACCAGGUGUUAAGUGAACAAGAAGCAGCGGUGAUGAAGGCGAACCCAUGGCUAUACCAUUACUACGCAGUGCAAUCCAAACUUCAUUACGGGCUAGCGUACGAGGCAGCAACAAGAAUGUAUGGUCCACCCCCGCCUGACAUACAAGUGUAUCCUCCAACGAUGCAGUACACUCCAACACCACCAGUCUGCUUGAAUGGGAACCAACCUGUCAUGAUGCCAAACGCUGGUCUACAACCUCAUAUCCCACAUGUUCCUCCACAUCUAACACCGAUACAUUACGCUUACGAGAGGCAUGACAAUAUACCGGUGGACUACUCAGUUUCAUUACAAGACAACAGAGCAUACCUCAAUCUACGGAUUGAUGACACGAGGUCCCAGCCCAGUGCCAAGAGGAAAGGAAAACCAGCUGAUGAAAAGACACCCGUUACUAAUUUAUCACCCCGAUUCUCAUCUAAUGCCGGUGGAGAUACUUUAGUGGCAAUUGCAGCAACAUCGAUAAAUACCCGAAGGCCAGGCUCCAAAAACGUUAAUAUGACUGAGACAGAGAUGAUGGACCAAUGGAACCCCAGUCCAACUUGGUCAGAAUCCGCUUUGCAAAAAGUUCCUGAUGUCUGUCAGCAAGACUUAAGUCCUUAUGUGACAACCACUCCUCCAACACCUUCAGGCACCCCUUCAGCAUACUCACAGAACUACAGCCAUACCUUUGUAUUCGACUGGUCACCAGAGCAAUACGUUCCUCAUACUAACAAUAGAUGUAGUACAAUAACAACAGAAAGUUCCUAUCAGCAAACUUGGAAUAGAAAUCAAAGAACGACCUUCGCCAGUAAUGGUGAGCAUAUGGUCGAUGAAAAUUGUAAUCCUAAUAGAAUAAGUUUACCUAUAAGGGUUAGUCGAUCGCCUCCAGACCAAAAUGUAACUAGAGAAGGAGAAUCCCUUAGAAGACAAAUGGAUCACCCUCAUCCGGAUUCACCAAGUGCUAAAAAGCCAGCGUUAUAACUGUAGUUAAAUUAACUUAAUAAAAUAUAAUGUUAAUAUAUUAGUAUGUUAUGUUGUUACCUUAUACUUGUAGAUAAUAAAAAAUGCCACAAUAAAUGUAUAUGCGCACAAUGCGGUUACUCAUAAUACCGUCAGCCGUGCUUUUCUCCCUACUAGGUAUUACUAAUUCGAUUGCGUGAAAGUUAAGUACGAUUAAUAUGGCGCCAUCUAGUAUUGCUAAAAUAUGACGCUCUUUCGAUUCCAUACAUAUCAUAGUCAUAUUAUAGCUGGAGCAUGCCCAUUCGCUAUUAAAGUUUCCGCAUUUCUAGACUAAAAAACUGUCUUCAACGGUUAGAGGGUUGUGUCGAAAUUGUGUAUUUCAUUGUUGAGCAGAGUUUUAAGGGUUAGGUUAGGAAGUUUUAUAAAAACAAUUUUCAAAAAAGGAUGCAAUAGCGUAAG
This is a messenger RNA of Pararge aegeria (speckled wood butterfly), 2995 nucleotides long. RefSeq names its product neuronal PAS domain-containing protein 4B-like. Gene Ontology annotation, biological process: regulation of transcription by RNA polymerase II. The transcript has 12 exons. NCBI's taxonomy places the organism in Eukaryota, Metazoa, Arthropoda, Insecta, Lepidoptera, Nymphalidae. Gene Ontology annotation, molecular function: RNA polymerase II transcription regulatory region sequence-specific DNA binding; protein dimerization activity; DNA-binding transcription factor activity, RNA polymerase II-specific. The record is from RefSeq and is a predicted model, not a curated record. The coding region runs from base 608 to 2557 and encodes 649 amino acids.